Molecule: messenger RNA, 438 nt
Organism: Peronospora matthiolae
Lineage: Eukaryota; Oomycota; Peronosporomycetes; Peronosporales; Peronosporaceae
Source: the annotation of a GenBank genome assembly
AUGCGAGCGCGCCACUGGCGCAGCAUUGAUCACCUGGUUCUGGUAAAUAUCAUCGCGAACCCGCUCGAUGAGCAACAACAAUUGCUUGUCCAACAAGAAGAAAACGCUCAGCGUCAUGCACAAAUGGGUGCAACCCUUGAUCGCCAGCGUGACUAUGUGUUCACUUCACCCAGUGUGGAGGAACGUCUACGUCAAGCAGCCCGCCAAACAUUGGCGACGUGGGUCAUUGUCCAUGGGCCUAAGACUCCUAAGGAGGUGGUGAGCGUACAGGCACUUCGCGAGAGGUACCUGGAGCCGCACCUAACGACCCGAGGUCAAUACAAGGCACGCCUUGACAUGCAAGCACGUGUUGCACCGGUUCCACCGAUCGAGGGUAUACCCAUUCUCUUGUUCGCAGGCGAAAUAGUGAGCGAAGAAGACGAUGCCUUCGUCCGCUAG